UUAAAUAUCUCUUUUCGAAGGGCGUUCAUGGCGCCGUAAAAGAAAACAGAUCACAACCAAUUCGUUCUUCGAUCAAAAGUUGGGGAAAGAUGGGAACAAGGAGCAACUUGUACAAGAAUCCUUCUUUUGUCUACAACAAAUCCUUCAAUCUUAACUCCGUUCUUCAGAAUCUCAAUGCUUACAAUGUCGUCACCGGCAAUGUUUCCACGGCUCCUUCCACCGCCAAGCCGGAUUCCGACGAUAAUGAUAUCGGACACCAUAAACGCCGAAGGACAGAGAGACGACAACCUCUACGGAACAAUGAAAGUGAGGUGAAAGUGAAUGAUAAGCCUAUGUCUCACCAGGAUUACAUUGAAGAAAGAAGGAAGGAAAUUGCUUCAAGUCGUCCUUAUGAAGAAUUGAGUGCCGAUGUAUUGGAAACUUCAACUUCAGUUACGCAGUUGGUAGAGUAUGAAAGUUCAACUUCAAGUAGUUCAUCAGAAUGUGAAAACAAGCACUGUCCUACCAACUCUAGCAUGCUAGCUGAAAAUCAGAGUUCCCAGCCACUUGGCAGUACAAAUGAAGAUGAUAGAGUUAAGACCUGGAGUGAGCAGCGGUUCCCUCUUCCUGGAGAGCCUGUUUGUGUGGUGUGUGGGAAGUAUGGGGAGUACAUUUGCAAUCAGACUGAAGAUGACAUAUGCAGCAUUGAUUGCAAAGCUGAGCUUCUUGAAAACCUUAAGCCACAACAGGGGCCCUUAAGUGCUCAAUUCCCAGUAGAGCCCUUUGGCAAUAAAUGCUACUUAGAAGUUCCUGAAUCUGGAGGGGACAUCUGGAAUUAUGAGAAUCAUCGGUGGUCCAAGAAGAGAUCUGGUCUUUGUGCUUAUGAAUGUUGGAAAUGCCAAAGGCCUGGGCAUCUUCCUGAUGAUUGUCUGGUUAUGGCAUCUGCAAAUCAAUCUCAGCCAUCUGGUCAAUCAGGUGAAACGAGAAACCAGGUUGCAGUGCUUCCAAGUAAAUCCUGUUCUAUAUCCAGAGAUCUUCUCGAAUUAUAUAAAAGAUGCCGUGAAAUUAGAAAAAAAUCACUUUCAGCACAAUGCGAUUCUUGCCGUAGGUCUACAUCUUUGGCCACAUGUCUUAGAUGUAGUAAUUCCUUUUGUGACAGUGCAGGUCAUUUGAGAAAGCAUAUCAGCAUGCACCCCUCUCAUCAACAGUACUAUUCCUAUAAGCUCAAUCGUUUGGUGAAAUGCUGUAAAUCAACAUGCAAAGUGACUGAUAUCCAGGAUCUUUUGGCCUGUCACCAUUGUUUCAAUAAAGCAUUUGACAAGUACUAUGAUAUGUACACUGCGACCUGGAAGGGUGCAGGACUUUCAAUUAUAUGGAAUUCUAUUUGCUGUGAAGACCAUUUUGAAUGGCACAGGAUAAAUUGCUUUAAUGCUGGCGUCGAAGAUAGUGCAUACAUCAUUAAGAAACACUCCCCAAAUGACAACUGUGCCUUUAGUGACUUCAUCUUUUGAAGAUGUAAUGGCAAGCAGCUGUUGGGCUGGGGUGUGGGGUUGUCAUUGAGGCUGGGGAUUCAACCUUUUGGGGAAGAGGAAACAAUGAAUGGACUUCUAGUCUGAGGGCCACAUUCCGAGGAAGCCACCGGAUUGGACAUGCAUUGUAUGUACCGGAGAUUUGAAUUUUGAAGUCUAAUUGGUGAUGGAAUAUCCUUUUGCGCGCACCGGAGGGAGAGUAUGAUAUCCUCUUUGUUUGCUGAUGAUUUUAUUGCAAGGAAAUACUUUUUAUUUGCACACUAAAGCUUAUACACAAGAUUUUUUUACAACUAUUGAUAUUUGUUCAUAGGUUUUAAGGAGAAUACCUUGACUGCUCUAUGUCUCACACACUUUUGAGUAAAGUACACCAUCCUAUAUAUAUGAAUUAGAGGACA
This is a messenger RNA of Ipomoea triloba (trilobed morning glory), 1903 nucleotides long. RefSeq lists its product as uncharacterized. Gene Ontology annotation, cellular component: Swr1 complex. The transcript has 15 exons. The coding region runs from base 90 to 1490 and encodes 466 amino acids. Gene Ontology annotation, biological process: chromatin remodeling. NCBI's taxonomy places the organism in Eukaryota, Viridiplantae, Streptophyta, Magnoliopsida, Solanales, Convolvulaceae. Gene Ontology annotation, molecular function: nucleosome binding; nucleic acid binding; zinc ion binding. The record is from RefSeq and is a predicted model, not a curated record.